GGUUUGGGGACUCUUCCCCGCUGAAUCCCUCCCAGGUAACAAUCUUCCUUGGCGAUUGGGGCAGUGCCACUCAGUUAUCUUUCUUACUAUAGAGCUUUUCAUUGAUGGGUGAACAGAAGUAUUUUAUCUUCUCGAAAGGGACAUAUAAAGUGGGUCGAAAAGGUUGUGAAGUGAUUAUAAAUUCAGACAAGGGAGUCUCCCGGAUUCAUGCUGAAUUAAUUGUGGAUGCAAUGACUUCCUUUGAUCCUCUGCAGCAAAAAUCUACAGGUUGCCCCUCACAAGUCUCCAUUAGAGAUUGCUCAAAGUAUGGCACAUUUAUAAACAAGAAACUGGGAUCAAAUGCAAAAGUUCAUGAGAAACCAAAUAAGGAGACUACUCUAAAAGACGGGGACCUGGUGGUAUUCGGAACUGGUAAUGCUACCUACAGGUUUUCUUAUGUUCGACUGGUAUUUUUCAUUUACUGCUCAAAGCCCUUCCAAGUGAAUCAUUCCAUUGAAGACAAAAUUUCAUCAAUAGGUGCUUGCCCUACUUACAGUUGGAGCACAGAGUGUACACAUGUACUUGUUGAUGAGUCUUCCCCAGUCAAAGAAGAUUUAAUUGAUGCUGUUCUGGCUCGUAAACCUGUCAUCCUCAGUAACUGGGUGGAGGUUGUUUCAGAGAAGAGUAUUUGUACUGAGAUUCCAAUCUGCACUCCCUAUGCUCCAACCCUGUCACUGGAAGGGGUUGCAGUCAAAGUCGUAGACCCUAAAGUGCGACAAAAUUGUUUGGCAGGAUAUACUUUUAUUUUGGGAUCACUGCACAUGUAUAAAUAUGGUGAUAGGUUGAAGUCAUUAUUGGAUGUUGGUGGUGCAAAGGCACUUACUGUUGAUGAGUUCUGUUCAAGUAGCCAAGCCUCCGAAGAUGGAGAAAAUAAUCAAGUGGUGCUAGUAAUCCCUGAAGGAUCAGUAAAUGAGUUUGACCGCUUGCAUCAAGUCCGUUCACUAUCCAGAGUAAUUGACAAGAAUUUGGUUUCUGCUGUUUUAUCUGGGCAUCUAGAUCCAUCUAUUGUGGUACCGCCAUCUAUUGUCAUCUCUUCUUCAUGCUCCACUGAUGAGACCAUAGUGCCGGAUUCUGAGGUGGAAGUGGACACGGCAGCAUCUGAUUGUGUAGCUGAAGCAGUCCACGCAGAAGCAGCCAUAAAACCUGAGGUCGAAGAGGAAAUAUCUGAAUAUAACAAAUCGGAAGUCAAAGGAGAGAUACCUGGAGGGCAUGCUGGUGCUAAAUCAGAUCACAUGCCUAUCCCAAGCUUCAAUUACGAGGAUAGAGGUGUUAUCACAAGAAGGGACAAGGUUGAUGAAUCAGAGACAUUUAAGAACCAAUUCUCUGAUAUUGUAUUCAGUCAAGAUUUGAUUGUGAAAGAUACUCAGAUGCCAGCUUCAGUUUACUCUAUCACAAAUAAUAGAGUGGUCAAUUUCAAGCGCUUCAGAAAGAGAGAAACUCGGUCUGGGAAUAGCUUCACUGAUCUAAUUCCUUUUUCAAAAGAUCCAUACGAAGAAUCUGACUAUGGGGGUGAAGAUGUAGUGGAGUAUGUGAAAGAAGAGAAGAAAAGAAAGCAAAUGGAAGCUAUUGCAGAAGACUUGUUUAACAGUGAGAAGGUUAAGAAACGUGGAACAACUGGUUCUCUUCAUGGAUUUUUAACUCGUCGCUGAAAAGGAUUUGACUUGCACAAUUAGUUUUCUUUAUGCCUCAAAGGAUCUAUCUGUCCCUGGAGGGUAUAAUUUUAGAAGGAUAGUCAAGCCAAUUGCUCAGAGCAUUAGGGAGAUACAGUCUGAUGCUGUAAGCAAUCUUGAUUGUGGUUCGAGUUACUUUGUGGAUUCUUGCCUAUGGAUGAAAUGAGUCACUGACAGUUUGUCGUUUGAAGAAGGUAUUUAAUGUGAUUGCUUGUACAGAAGGGACUCAACAAUGGUUUUGAUUGAUAGUAGCAUGGUUGGU
This is a messenger RNA of Telopea speciosissima, 1971 nucleotides long. Its product is annotated as nijmegen breakage syndrome 1 protein. The transcript has 14 exons. Gene Ontology annotation, molecular function: damaged DNA binding; protein binding. Lineage: Eukaryota; Viridiplantae; Streptophyta; Magnoliopsida; Proteales; Proteaceae. Gene Ontology annotation, biological process: double-strand break repair via homologous recombination; mitotic G2 DNA damage checkpoint signaling. Gene Ontology annotation, cellular component: Mre11 complex. The record is from RefSeq and is a predicted model, not a curated record. The coding region runs from base 105 to 1688 and encodes 527 amino acids.